AUGGUGAUGCGGCUGCUGAUAGCGGCGAUAGUGGGGACGCUAGUGAAGCAACUCCCACUGCGCGAUGGUACAGAGCAAGUGACGAGGACUUUGAGGCUCAAGGGAGGGAGGAUGGAUAAUCCCCGAUCACUCGAUAGCGGAUAUUCCACGCGUCCAACUAAGGAAGAAGUUGAGAAGGCCAGGAAACAGUUUCUACUCGAUCCUGAGAUAUCAUCUCAGAACGACCCAAUGGCGAAGAUGCACAAGGAAGAUUUCCUCAAUUUCUUGGAUUAUGCUGCUCAGGAUCAUACAGAUGAGAUGUUCCUCUAUGAAGCCGCAAAUCUAGGUGAUAUCGAUCAGGUGGAAGCGAUUCUGCAAAGCGGUCAAGUUUCAAUAGACAGCAAGUUUCUGAACCGUACUGCUUUGAUGGUGGCUGCUGCUGCGGGGCACAUGAAUGUGCUCUGUUUGUUGUUGCAAAAUGGGGCAAAAACAGAAAUCAGAGACUCCAAGGGGAGGACUGCGUUGCACUUUGCGGUAGAAAAAGGAUAUCCGUUAGCCGUUGAGGUCGAGAUCUUGUUGCGAUGCGGAGCCGACCCAAAUGUUUAUGAUUACACCUACAAGCACUUGCCCAACUGCAAGGCAAUGGAUCUUCACUCUCAAUUUGCUCUGCUGAUCAAUGUUGCUGUUUCUGGUACCCUGCAGCCAGACUGUGGAAUCUCCCCGCUCCACCUUGCAAGAAGGUUUAUGCGGAGAUCUACUGCUGAAGACCAUCCUUUAUACGACCCGAGGUUGCGACGAGGAGGCGACUCGUACUGGCGGAUAGAAUGCAUGCUUAUAGAAUGGGGGGCCCACCAGUGGCUUCCAAGAAACGGAUGGAUUCAACAUAGCUUCCGCCCAUACUGUGAGGACGACACGUUUGACGACCUGAUAUCCGGUCGUGAACCGUCGCAACAAGAGAUGAAAGUGAUGGAUAUAUGUGAGACGUACGGAUACAAGCCAACAAAACGAGAAUUGAUGCCUCUGAAAGAAAUACUGAAGGCAACAGGCUUGAUCCCAUGGCUUUCAAAGCUCACUUUCAUUCGGUGCAGGAGCCACAAUAUGUGA
Molecule: messenger RNA, 1083 nt
Organism: Guillardia theta CCMP2712
Lineage: Eukaryota; Cryptophyceae; Pyrenomonadales; Geminigeraceae
Exons: 10
Coding region: 1-1083 (360 amino acids)
Cellular component (GO): cytoplasm; nucleus
Molecular function (GO): protein binding
Source: RefSeq, a predicted model, not a curated record